This is a messenger RNA of Ochotona curzoniae (black-lipped pika), 783 nucleotides long. RefSeq names its product snail family transcriptional repressor 1 (gene SNAI1). The record is from RefSeq and is a predicted model, not a curated record. Bases 1 to 783 code for a protein of 260 amino acids. Lineage: Eukaryota; Metazoa; Chordata; Mammalia; Lagomorpha; Ochotonidae. The transcript is spliced from 3 exons. Gene Ontology annotation, molecular function: DNA-binding transcription factor activity, RNA polymerase II-specific; RNA polymerase II cis-regulatory region sequence-specific DNA binding. Gene Ontology annotation, biological process: regulation of transcription by RNA polymerase II.
AUGCCGCGCUCUUUUCUCGUCAGGAAGCAGUUCGUGCCCCGCAGGAAGCCGAACUACAGCGAGCUGCAAGACUCUAGUUUGGAGUUCACCUUCCAGCAGCCUUACGACCAGGCCCACCUGCUGGCCACCAUCCCGCCUCCCGAGGUCCUCAAGCCCACGGCCUCGCUGCCCACACUCAUCUGGGACUCCCUGCUGGUGCCUCCCGUCCCGCGGGGGCCCGUGGUGGCCUGGGCCGCCCUGCAGGUGGCCGAGCUGACUGUGCUGUCCGAGGACAGUGGCCAGGGCUCACAGCCACCCAGCCCGCCCUCACCGGCGCCCUCCUCCUUCUCCUCGGCCUCACUCUCCUCCCUGGAGGCAGAGGUGUGUACCACCUGCCCGGCCUUGGGCCCACUGCCCAGGCCGCUGAGCCAGCUGUGCGGGACCAAGGAGCCCCAGGCCCGCAAGGCCUUCACCUGCAAAUAUUGCGACAAGGAGUACCUCAGCCUGGGCGCCCUCAAGAUGCACAUCCGCAGCCACACGCUGCCCUGCGUGUGCGCCACCUGUGGCAAGGCCUUCUCCAGGCCCUGGCUGCUGCAGGGCCACGUGCGGACCCACACAGGCGAGAAGCCCUUCUCCUGCUCUCACUGCAACCGCGCCUUUGCCGACCGCUCUAACCUGCGCGCGCACCUGCAGACGCAUUCAGACGUGAAAAAGUACCAGUGCGCGGUGUGCGCUCGGACCUUCUCCCGCAUGUCCUUGCUCCACAAGCACCAGGAAUCGGGCUGCACGGCGGGCCCACGCUGA